Molecule: messenger RNA, 2586 nt
Organism: Australozyma saopauloensis
Lineage: Eukaryota; Fungi; Ascomycota; Pichiomycetes; Serinales; Metschnikowiaceae
Product: U4/U6-U5 snRNP complex subunit
Exons: 1
Coding region: 1-2586 (861 amino acids)
Biological process (GO): spliceosomal tri-snRNP complex assembly; mRNA splicing, via spliceosome
Cellular component (GO): U4/U6 x U5 tri-snRNP complex; catalytic step 2 spliceosome
Molecular function (GO): protein binding
Source: RefSeq, a predicted model, not a curated record
AUGCCGGAUCUAAGUUUUCUUGACCAGGAAGCACCACCGGGAUAUGUGGCCGGUUUGGGCAGAGGAGCCACUGGUUUUGUUACCAGUGCAGAAACAGGCCCGUCAGUGUUCCUGUCAAAUUUUGGACUUGAAGUAGAUGAAGAAAAUCCAGAAAAUCCAGAGCUAGGCCUUUUUUCCGCGCAAAAAUCGGCCGAGAACGAGGACGCAGACAAGAUUUACGAGGAAGUGGAAGCCAGAGUACAAAGCAGGCACAAAAGAAAAGCUGUCCCCGAGACGAAAGUCACAGAGUCUCCGGAUGCCACCAAAAAUCAACUCAAACUUAAACUCAAUGAGGUCAGUCUUUCAGAAUGGUUAGAUCUACCGGAUGCCGGCGAUCUUACUCGCAAAAACAAGCGUCAACGAAUCUUGGAGCAGCAACAGCAAAGAGUUUAUGCCACACCGGAUGUUCUUAUUGCACAGGCAAGUGCAAAGACACACAGCUCCACUGUAGAAGACUCGAACGAAGCUCCAACUGAAAAUGGAACAGAAGAAGGAAGCACCGUGACCAACUUUGCAGCAGACCCCGAGAAAGAACGCCGAAUUUUGUCUUCUCUACGGAAAGUCGAGCCGAAAAACGCCAACCUGUGGAUCUCGUCGGCGCGAUAUGAGGAGCAGGCAAAGCAAUUUCAAAAGGCCAGAGCGUUUAUCAAGGAAGGAUGCUCGCAAAUCCCUGAAAAUGACGAAGUGUGGAUUGAGAGCAUACGGCUCCAUAGAGGAGAAGGAAUACAAGUGUGCAAGCAAAUUGCCAACGAUGCUGUGGCUUAUAUCAAAGACUCUGAAAAGCUCUGGUUGACAGCUCUAGAUCUAGAAAAUACCUCUGAUUUCUACGCCAGGAAAAAACUACUACUCAGAGCGCUUGAAUUUCUCCCGCACAGUUCCACUAUCUGGGAAACAUUGAUUGCAUCUAUUAGGGAAUCAGACGAAACGGAGGUUCUGGAGAAACUACGCCUCUUGGAGAACGCAACCAAAAUGUGCCCUACAGAGUGGAAAUUUUGGGAAUACCAGGUCUCCCUUAGUGACUAUAAAAGCUCCAAACAAAUUCUCAACCGGGCACGCAAAUUGUCGCCAAAGGAAGAGCAGGUGUGGAUCGCCGCUCUAAAGUUGGAGGAAAAAGAGAAUGAUGGUAUCACGCUUGAGAAAUUGCUGAGCAUGUUGCACAAGGGCAAAGCGGAGCUCAUCAAGAAUCACGCCAAUAUCGCAGCUAUUGAUUGGUUACGAUUAGCGCAAGAAUCCUUUGAGUGUGCUCCCAAAACAACUCAGAUUAUUGUUAAUGACACGUUCUCUGACUGGAAAAAGGAGAAAACUUUCGAUGAGCUAUUGCAGAAAUGCACCGAGCUCGAAACGGCCGCUUCUGCAGUGACGGAAUUGGCUUACAAGUAUAUCACCACCAACUAUCCAAACGAGAUCAAGGGAUGGCUAGCGUAUCUCAGCUAUUCACACAAAGCUUGCCCUGAAAAUUUGGGUGGAAUCUACAAAGAGGCGCUACAGCGAUGCCCAAGCGAAGUAUUGUAUCUUGAUUGUGCUAAAUACUAUCAAUCUGUUGGUAAUGCAGAAACCGAUAACAUUCUCCGAGAAGGAGCCGCCGCUUUCCCUGAAAGUGAGCGUAUUUGGUUAGCAAGGGCUCGGUUCGAGAUCCAAUCACACAACUACGAAAAGGCCAAUUCGGUUUAUAGAGAUGCCUUGGAGGCAGCUGGAAAAGAACUGAUGAGAGUUUGGUACGACUAUAUCCACUUCUUACGUUUUUGUUGGAGCUUGAAAAAGCUCGAUUGCUCGCCGGACCUGAUCUUGCAAGAGUCAGAUAGGGCCAUUCUAAUCCACCCCGACAGUGCUGAUCUUCACCUUCAAAAGGCUCAAAUAAUGCAUGAUAUGGGACUGACAAAAGAAGCAAGGCAAUUGGUCAAUCUGUUCCUCAAAAACCAUCCGAAAUCUGUGACGUUAUGGCAAGCGCUCGCUCAAUACGAUUUCGAGCUCCAUGGCGCACCAAAAGCACGUUCGCUGCUCGAGAAAGCAAUUUUGGAAAACCCCGAGCUGCCGGAUUUGUUCGUAGACAAGAUUGAGCUUGAAGUGACCGAAAAGGAUCUCGUGGUUGCGAGACAACUCGUGAAUAAGGGCUUGAAGCUAUUCCCUAGUAGCGCCGAUAUUUGGACCAUUCAUUUAGGCUUCAUCCCGAAAGCUUCGCAUCGAAAAGUUGCAUUCAUGGACGCUUUGAAAGAAACCGAGAACUCUUCACAGGUCUUGUUGGCCAUCGGCAGAUUCUUGUGGGCUGACGGAAAGCAUGAAAAGGCGAAAACCUGGUUCGACCGGGGAUUGGAGGCUGACGCCAGCAAUGGUGAUGCAUGGGCAUGGAUACACCAAUACUAUCUCGAGACCAGCAGCAACAGCGACAGUGCUGAAGCAGAGAAAUUGGUGAAGCAAGUGGAAGAUCGACUCGAUGAAAUUGUAACAGGAAAGUUUUGGACAAAGGUGAUAUCAAACCCGCAAAAUCUAGACAAGACUGGCGUGCAAUUACUUGCUUUGGUUGGACAGAAACUUCUCGAUAGCAAAUAG